GCUGGAGCUCCACGUUCCGAAGGAAAAAGAAGACGCCUGGCUCCUAUGUCUACCGAUUCUUCAAUCACGCCGAGACCAGAAGCAGCUGAGACUGCGAGCAACCCUUCGCCAAGCGCCACCUAUCCAACGCUUAGAUGUCCGGUUCCAGGUUGCGAUGUCUAGUACAACACGCCCUCGGCCAAAUCUUCUAUGCGAGAUCAUAUCAAGAAGAAGCACCCAGGGAUUCCUUCACUCAAAUGCGACUUUCCAGGUUGUCACCUUCUCUUUCAUACUGGCCAAGAAAAAAAGAACACUACAGAAACGAUCGCAGUGCAGACUCAGACACUACGUGGCUCUGCCCCGUGAUCGACUGCCAGCUGGCAUAUAAAACAAAAUGGCAAUUGCACGGGCACGUUCGGAGAUUGCACCCUGAACACGGCUGUAUAGCAUGCUCCAGCCCUCUGUGUCCUGAACUGUUCAGGUCCGACCAGGACAGGGACUCGCACGUGUUGGAUGCGCACGUGGAGAGCGUUGUACAUUGCCGCCUCAAGGAUAAAGGCUGCAAAUCUUUCUUCCUCGGCUUUCAGGCGGAGCUCCAACACUUCAAGACCGUCCAUACUGACGAAGCAUGGACCUGCCCAGUUGAAGAAUGCGACGAGGUCCUCACGUCCCCUCGCCAUCGGAACCGUCACAUGGGGUCCAGUCACCCAGAUAUCGAAUAUAACAAAUGUCCAGCAAGGAGAUGCAAUGAGAUGUUCCUUAACCAUUUGGACAUGCAAUCUCAUCUCGAACAGAAGCAUCCUCACAUGCGGACUUUUCCUUGCCCAUACAAGGAUUGUGAGGUUGUGUGCAAAUCCCAGCAUGCGCUCCACCUGCAUCAGAGAUCUGAACAACUCAAGUUGGAAUUUCCCUGCCCAAUGGAAGGCUGCUCAAAAACGUUAACGUCAAAACUCGGGAUCAAGCAACAUGUCAAGGCUGUACAUGAAGGCAUCGGUUUUCCCUGCCACGAGGAGGGUUGCGCAAAGAUUCUCAGUUCCCCGUCAAGCUUGGCAAGGCAUAUCAAAAACAGACACGGUCCCGUCACAGUUCCGUGCUUUCAUCCAGGCUGCGAAUCGGUCUUCCGUUCUGAUGAAAGGUUGAGAAGCCAUAUGAAGAAGGUACAUGAUCACACACCACCACUGAUCCACCUGUGCCCCAUGGCAGAUCGAGAAGGAUGCUUGAAAUGAUUCCCAGACUCGAAAUCGGCAGCCAUGCAUGCCAACGUGGCGCAGCAUGGAAAAUUUCCUUGUGUUUUGCAUGAAGAGAGCGGCUGCACAGAACUGUUUGCAGACAAAGCGACGGCAACCUAUCAUGCAUACAGACACCGACGGUGGGUUUGCUUCAUUCCGCAAUGUGUGGAUAAUGUCAUGGGCCGAGGAAAAUAUAUAUCUCGAACAUGAAAAGAAACAUAGAGAAUUAGGUCAUUUCACCACUCUGACGGACGAUCCGAAACCUAAGGAGUUCAUUGUA
Molecule: messenger RNA, 1488 nt
Organism: Chaetomium strumarium
Lineage: Eukaryota; Fungi; Ascomycota; Sordariomycetes; Sordariales; Chaetomiaceae
Exons: 1
Coding region: 135-1205 (356 amino acids)
Biological process (GO): regulation of transcription by RNA polymerase II
Cellular component (GO): nucleus
Source: RefSeq, a predicted model, not a curated record